UUCUCACUCUCUCUCUAUCUUUCUACCUCUCUCUCUCUCUUUCUCUCGUCGCGCGCGUGUGUACGUGCAUCGCCCGUAGCGGUACGUAGCACGACCUCCGGGAGUGCGACGGAUAAGUUUUCGUUGUUUGUCGUAAGCGCGCCAGCCGGGAUUCGGAAUGGGUGAUGUGCACGGGCUUCUUGUUAGUGACUUCGACCAGCGGGAGGAUACCGCCGGAGACGACGUCGGGACAUCGGUAGCCGUCGGCAUGUACCACUGGCUGAAGAGCCAUCGGCAAAAUCACGAGUCACUGGAGCAUCGUCGACGCGGCGCAGAGUCCCCACUUCUUUCACUGCGCCACCGAGUCAUCGCCAAGCAGUCCAAGCUGAAUUCCAACGCGUCCGGUGUGCGAUCGAACGAUCGACGGAGGAGGAAUGGCAGCCGGCAGGAAACUCGCGAAACGUCACGGCGCAGCUUCACCGUCAGCAGCGUCCUCCACCUGCUCGUCCUCGUCGGGCUGUUCGCCCUCGGCACGGCCGAGGCUCGAACUUUUUGCCCCACCGGCUGCACCUGCGACGACGACACCUUGGUGGUGUCCUGCGUGGGCGCUAACCUGGACGUCAUACCGAUCGCGUUGAAUCCCAGUAUCCAGCGGAUAGUGCUGAAGGAGAACCGCAUCAAGAUCGUGGACGCGGCGGCGUUCCAGUUCUACGGUGACUUGAAGAACGUCGAUCUCUCCAGCAAUCACUUGUUUACCAUACCGAACGGCAGUUUCGACGCGCAACGGCACCUGGUGGAGCUCCACCUCAAGCACAACAAGAUCUCAGCGCUGACCGAGAAGACGUUCCAGGGUCUCAAGUCCCUGACGGUGCUGAACCUGCGCGACAAUUACCUGGAGACGCUCAAAAGCGGCCUCUUCGCUUACCUGUCGAAGCUCGAGGAGCUCGACCUGGGCCAGAAUCGCAUAUCGAAAGUCGAGCCGGGCGCGUUUCAGAAGCUGGGCACCCUGCGGGUGCUGUAUCUCGACGACAACCAGCUGAGAACCGUGCCGUCGCCGGCGCUGUCGCCGCUGAACGCCCUCGCGGAGCUGCACAUCGGCUGGAACGCCUUCUCCACGCUGCCGGAUGACGCGUUCAAGGGUCUCGAGCAGUUGGCGGUGCUGGACAUCAUGGGCGCGGGGCUGGACAACAUCAGCGACGGUGCGUUUCGGGGUCUGAACGCCCUUCGCACCUUGAAAUUGGGCGCCAACAAGCUGCGCGAGGUGCCCACGAAGCAGCUGGCGGUAUUACCGCGUCUCGAGGAGCUCACCUUGGGCCAGAAUUUCUUCACGAUGCUGCGAUCGGGCGCCUUUCAAGGUCUGUCGACGCUGAAGAAGCUCGACGUAUCCGGCGCCAAGCUGCUCACCACCGUGGAGAAGGGCGCCUUCUCGGAUAACGCCAACCUGGAGAGUCUCGUGUUGAACAGCAACAAGCGCUUAGCCACCAUGGAGGACGGCGCGCUGGCUGGCCUGCCGAAUCUCAGGCACCUGAUGCUGCGCGACAACGCCUUCGUCAUGUUCUCGGAGUCGUUGGUCGCGUGGAACGAAUUGCGCCGGUUGGACCUGAGCGAGAACCCGCUGGUCUGCGACUGCAGCCUGCUCUGGCUGGCGGAGGUGUUGGUGCCGAGGAACUGCAGUCCGGUGAUAUGCGCCGAGCCGGCCGAGUCCAAGGGCAAACCCAUCAAGGGCAUGACGCCCGACGAGCUGGGCUGCGCCUUCUCGGACCCGCGCAAGCAGGCCCUCCUGGCGACGAUAUGCGCCGCCGGCGUGGCCGUCUUCACCGUACUCGCGCUGACCCUGUACUACCGCUGUCGCAGGCGCGUGCGCGACGUGCUCAAGGACUACAAGUGGAAGAACCGGGCGAUAUCGCGGAAAGAGCACGAGUACCAGAAGACUUUCUCAGACGACGAGUACAUCGUCCGAUCGGCGCACGCCCAUCACCACCAGCAUCACCACCAGCCGCAGUCGCAGCAGGUGCCGGCGCACCAUCACCACCACCACCUGCAGCAGCAGCAGCAACAGCAGCAGCAGCAACACGCGCAGAUAGCGGCCGGCAUCAAGCCGAUACCCGUGACGGAGCUCACCACCCUCGCCGAGGGCUUCACCUACAUCGACGGCGAGACGGCGCGUCAGAUGCGCCGCCCGGGGACGCUGCCCGUCGCGAACAACGCGUCCGGCCACCGCGCCGGCGGCGGAGGGGGUAGAGGCGUCGUCGACGACGGUACGGCGUCGUUGAGCGGCACGCCGAUCGACGGGCUCGCCGGCAGACCGCAUUACUCCAAUCACUCCCUGCGCCGCACGCCGCACUCGCAGCCGCAGCUCACCUCCAGGGAGCCGGACGAGCGGAUGCGUGUCGAGUCCGUCGGUCUCCAGAACGGAAUCCUGCCGGCCGGCCGCCACCACCCGUCACCGCCGCCGUUGCCCUCCAGGCAUCAGCCUUCGUGCGGCCAGUCGUCGUACCCCACGCUGCCGGUCAACGGCCACGCCGCUCAUCACUAUCAUCACCACGCGAGGGAACGCGAGAAGGACAGGUCGUCCACUCGCGAGAGAAACCGCGAACCCCGUGGGGACGUCGGCCCGCCGUCGUUGGCGCAACACCGCCCGGACAAGCACCGGGAGCCGCAGCUGGAGAUGGAACUGCGGGACAGCCUCGACCUGGCCGGUAUCGGCACGUACCGAGCGUAGACGACGAGCGCGUCGCGACUAAACGGAAGACGGGAUCUGUACGGAGACGAUCGCGCGGACUCCUCUGCGUUGUUGGCCUCGCGAGCGAGAAAAUUCCACGACGAACGAUGCGACCGUAAGGGAGAAGCCCGAAGCACUAAGGAAGCCCAGGGAAAUUAGCCAUUAGGACCGAGCGAAACGCAGGGGAGAUCGUCGACCGGAAGGAUAUCAAGAAGCGAGGGCAGACUCGAGUAGCGAGCGGCGAUCGCCGUUUCCUACCUCGCUACGUCGCUGUGAUAGCGCAGUCUGAGAAAGCCAUUCUGCACAGGAUCACUAUCGAGACGGAGACACGCACAUACGUUAGCAUUGUCCUGCACCGACCGUCGACGCGACAACCAGUCGAUUCCAGCCGGAGGAAUCCCCCGAGGUUGGACUACUUCGCGAGUUAUACACCGAGCGGGCGAAUGAAGCAGCCGGGACGACUAUCUUCGCCGGUUGCGCGGAUUACACCUUCACCGCCUGGGAUGCUUUUUUCUUCGAGUUCCGUUCUUACUCGGCUCCGUGUUUUCGCAGUUCGACCUCCCUCCGGCCCUCAUACUUAAUUUAACGUAUAACGAUCGCAGCGAGAGUGAGUGAGAGAGAGAGAGAGAGAGAGAGAGCACGAAAAACAGCUAUAAGUUCUCCGUCAUGAUCACGCGCGUACGCACUUCGACAGUCCUAAAACGGUACUUAGCAAGUCCUAUCCUCUCACCGGCACGACGGCUAUCGGGAGAAAAAAAAAGGAGGGGGAACUAUGGGCGUUUUUCGCGUCACCGUGGGGAGUCUCCUCGAGUAUCGCCGAGGGAAAGAAGAGCGGACGGAAGCGAACUCUCGCCGGGAUUUUCCUCCACCUUAGCGCUGAUGACCGCGAGAUCAGUGUCGUCGAGCAUGAGUAAUGCCAAACGGAAAUCUCUCGCGGGGCCGCGCGAAGAGCCGUGGAAAGAGACGAAGCUUCCGGUCCCACACCGGAAACGACGGGCCAUCAGCCACGUGGAGCCUGUUGUUCCAUGUGAUACGUAUACAUACCGCACGCGUACAGAAACGCGCUCGACCACUUGAUGAUCGUGCCGAGACCGCCGAGCUCGAUCGAGACCCGAAGUUCGAUAGCGCAUCGGUCUGCGCCGAGUCACUCUUCGAGAUCCGAGGACGAGAGGGCGGGGGAGAGGCCAGGGAGAACGUAACGAGUCGCGGUGUCUCGAAUCGGCGCGGGCAACAGCUCGCGGAACGAGAGUGACUCGUUAGGAUACACCGAUCGUCGCUCGAUCGUGAUCGUUUUAUUCGAGAAGCGAGCGCGUUGGCGAGAUACGGUGAAAGAGAGAGAGAGAGAGAGAAAGCUCGCUCCGUGCAAAUCAUAAAGGAGUGUAUCAUAAACGAGAGGAGACACACCGCACUAAGCAACGUAGGACUGCAGCUAUAUAAAUAUAUACAUAUACACAGAUAAAUAUAUAUAUAUAUAUAU
Dinoponera quadriceps is the source of this 4178-nucleotide messenger RNA. Its product is annotated as insulin-like growth factor-binding protein complex acid labile subunit. The record is from RefSeq and is a predicted model, not a curated record. The coding region runs from base 158 to 2701 and encodes 847 amino acids. The transcript is spliced from 6 exons. NCBI's taxonomy places the organism in Eukaryota, Metazoa, Arthropoda, Insecta, Hymenoptera, Formicidae. Gene Ontology annotation, molecular function: protein binding. Gene Ontology annotation, cellular component: extracellular matrix.